Brassica napus (rape) is the source of this 2738-nucleotide messenger RNA. RefSeq lists its product as uncharacterized. The record is from RefSeq and is a predicted model, not a curated record. The transcript has 2 exons. NCBI's taxonomy places the organism in Eukaryota, Viridiplantae, Streptophyta, Magnoliopsida, Brassicales, Brassicaceae. Bases 531 to 2486 code for a protein of 651 amino acids.
UCCUUGUUCCUGAUUCGAUGAUUUCCACUCUCCUUUAAGCUCUUUCUCUCUCUCUUUCUCCUAUAUAUAUACAUCUUUGAAUCUCUCACUGACGGCGCUGCAAAUCCCUAGAUUGAUUUCACAAAACCUAAAAGAAGAAGAAGAAGAGAAUUGGUCAACCAGUAUUUUCCUUUCGUUGAAAUAGAUUUGAUUGCGAUUUGAUAAUCAUUUGAUGCCGUGAAAUUCUGAUUUUAAAAAAUUCAGCACAAGGAUGUUGAGCUGCUACCUUAAUACGUUGGUGGAGGUUGACAAUUAAUUAACUUUGUGGUUGAGAGAGCAAGUGUUCGAACAAAGCUGCUACCUUUGGUUUUGGAACUUUUAAUUUGAGAAAUGGAUCGGUGUGAUACUUCAGGAUUUGUAAGCGGAGGUGAAGACUGAAGAUGCUUAUAAGGUUUUCUAACUCUUAGUUCUACUGCUGCUGUGGCCUAGUCUCCCUCGUUUGCUUUGGCUCUUUCUCUUUACAAAGUUUUCACAUUUCUCUAGUUGUGACCAUGGAUGCCAGAUUCCACAACACUGGUUUUGCUGCUAACUCCUCACCCAAUGUAUUUAACAUCUUGGGCCGUUCCCUUCACGUCCAAGAAGUAGAAGAAGCCGCGGAUACUACUCUGCGUCUUGAUUCCCUUGCCUCUAAUACCAAGGGUAUCAAAAGGAAAUGGAAUCUGAUCGAUGGAUCAAAGGGUCAGGAAGCCGAUUCUUUACUCUCCUUGAGGCUUGGUCACUCUUCAAGCUCUUCUGAUAGCAAAGGGAGCUCGCCAACUGAUUCCAUGACUUUAUCUUCUCCCAAAGAAAUCGAGGAGGCCUCCUCCUCCAUGAAUCUUGACCUUGACUUUACCCUCCAUCUUGGCAACGAUAAACCAGCUAAUCUGAAAAUGAAAGGGUUGCAAGUUCCCUCCCCAAUAUUUGAUCUGGAGUUGAGUCUCUCUGGGGGAGGAGGAGGGUCUUGUCAAUCUGAGAUCACUGCGGUCCAGCAGCAGCAGGGGAACCAAUUUCCAACUCUUGCGGACAUGUUACGUGCAACUAAUGAAGGAUCCACGUCACGUGGUGGAUGGAGACCAGGGUUUGCAUCAUCACCUGCAUUGCAAGCUUUAUCAAGCAAAGAAACAAGCUCCUUCCUAGCUCAUGCUCCUAAGAAGAUUAUCAUUCCUGCUGCGGACCUGUCAUCUAGCUCGGCAACAACAACAACAACAACACCAAUAAGCUCGGGUACAUUUACUUCCGAUUUAUCUCAGCAGCUGAAGCCACAGCAUAAGAGUUCUUCUAGUUCCAAGUUGUGUCAAGUAGAAGGUUGUCAAAAGGGGGCAAGAGGCGCGUCUGGCCGUUGCAUUUCCCACGGUGGUGGACGUAGAUGCCAGAGACAUGGUUGCGACAAGGGCGCUGAAGGUCGAACUGUCUACUGUAAAGCCCAUGGAGGUGGCCGGAGAUGCGAGUUUCUAGGAUGUACCAAAAGCGCUGAAGGCCGGACCGACUUUUGUAUAGCUCAUGGAGGUGGGCGAAGAUGCAGCCAUGAAGAUUGCACACGAGCUGCUAGAGGAAGGUCAGGGCUCUGUAUCAGGCACGGUGGAGGAAAGAGAUGCCAAAGAGAGGACUGCACGAAGAGUGCUGAAGGGCUGUCGGGACUCUGCAUCUCUCACGGAGGUGGACGUCGAUGCCAGUCUAACGGAUGCACGAAAGGAGCGCAAGGGAGCACUAUGUUCUGCAAAGCACACGGUGGUGGGAAACGGUGCACGCACCCGGGUUGCACCAAAGGCGCGGAGGGAAGCACGCCGUUUUGUAAAGGACAUGGUGGAGGUAAGAGAUGUGCAUUUCAAGAGGGUGAUCCUUGCUCCAAGAGUGUUCAUGGAGGUACUAAUUUCUGUGUGGCUCAUGGCGGCGGUAAGAGAUGUGCGGUUCCUGAAUGCACUAAGAGCGCUAGAGGAAGGACUGAUUUUUGCGUCAGGCACGGUGGAGGAAAGAGGUGCAAGUCUGAAGGAUGUGGGAAAAGCGCGCAGGGCAGUACUGACUUUUGCAAGGCGCAUGGAGGAGGGAAGCGUUGUGCGUGGGGUCAUCCCGAGACGGAGUAUGCGGGUCAAUCUUCUUCUGGUCCUUGUACCUCGUUUGCUAGAGGUAAGACUGGUCUUUGUGCACUCCAUAACAGUUUGGUUCAGGAUAACCGGGUCUACGGAGGAAUGACUGUAGCUUCAGAGAGCCAAGAACCAAGAGUAAGCAGCAGCGAAACAGAUAACGAGGAAGAGUUUAGUGGUUCUCAAGACAUGAACAUGGAUAGGAUGAAAGCGAGAAGUGCUGAUGGAUCUCCAGAGACUGAUAUUGAUCUCAACGAGUAUGAAGCAGGACUGGGUUUGGCUCCAGAGGGAAGAGUCCAUGGUGGAAGUUUGAUAAUGGCGAUGUUGGCUGGUAGAGAGGGUGGCUCUGGCUCUGGCUCAAGCAACCUGUCUAAGAGGUGGAUGUAAGUUAACAAUGUCUUCAGUUUACUUCUCAGUCUUUUAAUUCUGUACGCGUGGAGUAUGUUCGCGCACGUGAGAGUGAAGGUGUUCCGAGUCUUGUGUUUGGUCUAGUUUAGGUUUGUGUUAAGAGAGUAAGAAAGGAUCUAAGUCCAUGUCUUACUUUCCUGUAGAUAUUGAAUUAAGGUUAUUGUGAAUUGUCAAAACAUUUCCUCUUCUGAUGAUGAUGAUAAGAAUAAAACUGAUGUCUUUGUUUGCAAA